AUGCCAAAAGCUUUUCUCAUCAAGAAAAAACACGAGGCCAUGUUGGCCGCCCAGAUCACAGGUGUCAAGCGACCCUGGCUGGACGACAUGGAGUUGCCCGAAGACCUCUCGAGGUCUUCAGCAUCUCCCACCCUGUCGUACUCUCCGACGCCCUCCGUUUCGCCGGCGCUCUCGAUCUCGCCGGCGCCUUCGGACUGCUCUGCCACCGUCCCAGAUAUGGCCAUGCCGUUUGACCUGUCAACGAAACGCAGAUGCAACGAAGCCUCCGAACCUGUGGUUUCUCCCUCGACGCCGGCGGUGGCCGAGUGGCCGCGAUUCAUGAUGCCGAUACCUCAUCUGCCGUACACCAUGCCCGCGAUGUCACCUUUCUACUAUCCCAUGAUGCAGACUUUCUCGCCCCAAAUCGUCUCGCACCAGCCCAUGGUACCGCUCGCGCAACAGGACGUGGCCGUCGUCCCGUCCUGGGCGUCCGAGGACAAGGAAUCGCCGAAGAAAGACGUCGCCGCGCCCCUGUCUCCCUCCGACAGCAAAGGAUCGUUCAGCUGCAGAUUCUGCUCGAAAUCCUACGUCUCCAUGGGAGCCCUGAAAAUGCACAUCCGCACCCACACGCUGCCGUGCAAGUGCGAUAUCUGCGGAAAAGCUUUCUCGCGGCCGUGGCUUCUCCAAGGCCACAUCAGAACCCACACCGGCGAGAAGCCCUUCGAAUGUGAACACUGUCAUCGGGCGUUCGCCGACCGCUCGAACCUCCGCGCCCACCUGCAAACCCACCAGGAAGUGAAAAAGUAUUCCUGCACCCGAUGCUCGAAAACCUUCAGCCGGAUGUCGCUCCUCCAGAAACACCAGGACAGUGGUGCGUGCUGUCAAGUGCUACCGAGACCUUCGCCCCAAUCGAGUCCGGCAGCCGUUCCUAGCGCUUGAGAUGCCCAUCAGUCCCACGGGGACGUAGAGGGGAUUUCCAUACGGUAUCGGUAUGGAGGCUGUGAUAUCAGUCGUUGUUGUGAGUCUAGUCCACGGAAGUUUUCGACAAAUUGUGUGUUGGUGCCAUUCGGAAAGUUAGGCGCGGGAAAGAUGAGGAGAGUCCUUCUUUCUCCGUUCCGAGAAAUUUCGGCAAUUUUAAAGCUCGAAGAACACUUUGGGGUGUACUUCGGACGCACUCUGUAAAAAGAACUCUGUACAUAAAUCAAUUUUCGAUAUUUCGUAAUAUAAAAGCUA
This is a messenger RNA of Galendromus occidentalis (western predatory mite), 1212 nucleotides long. Its product is annotated as zinc finger protein SNAI1. The transcript is spliced from 2 exons. The coding region runs from base 1 to 918 and encodes 305 amino acids. Gene Ontology annotation, biological process: regulation of DNA-templated transcription. Gene Ontology annotation, molecular function: RNA polymerase II cis-regulatory region sequence-specific DNA binding; DNA-binding transcription factor activity, RNA polymerase II-specific. The record is from RefSeq and is a predicted model, not a curated record. Lineage: Eukaryota; Metazoa; Arthropoda; Arachnida; Mesostigmata; Phytoseiidae.